GCCUCUCCUCAACGUGAGCACUGCAACCCUUCGUUAUCCUUCUCAUUCUCUACGUCUCUGUAGCUCGUGCUCGUCACGACCAGAAGGGGCCAGACGGGGGCGUAAAUAUGCCACCUCCAAGCCUUCUCACCGCGGUUAGGCGAUCUCUUUUCGGUCCACGGUCUCUCCGGUCUCAAGGAAUCAACAUCGAAAAUGUGAAGCCGGUGUAUGACAGAGGAAGCUUGCCGUGGUGGACUCGUUGGACGUACUUCCUUGUUGCCGCGGAUCUGAUUACUGUCACGACCAUGUGCGAGCUGUCAUGGAACCAUUGGACAAUAUGGGAAGAACUUCCAUCUGAAACUCCUGAAAACGUGUCGUCCUCCUUGGAGACUAAGGAUCCGUCCCAGGCAUCAGGGCACUACGUCCUACGACCGUGGUGGCAGAGAGGGUUCUUCGCGCUCACGACAUUCACGACAGGGAUCGUCCUCGGAGCCAUCCUCCUUGGAGGCCGGUCUCGCAUUGUUCGUCGAAUGUUCAUCGUCCCUUCUGCUACAUCUGCUUCUUCUUCUUCUUCCACCACAAAAUCUGGCACGGCAGUACCCGGCCGGCAAGUCGUCAUCCAAUCUGCUCUGCAUACGAAAAAUCAAGGGGUCGUCUUCCCCCUCAAGCGCACGCGGUUAGUGCAGAGCCCGCUCAAGACUGAAAUGAUGGUAGGGAUCAAGGACGGUCGUGGGCAUUACUCCCUGGGGCUGGAGGGCGCGGAGGUUAACGGGACGAAGGCGUCGUUGUGGGAUGUGCGGAAGGCGCUAUUUACAGAGUGGUAUGGGGAGAAGAAGGGGCAACAGAUGUUCUUGAAUAGUUCCAAGGUCAAGGGGGCAUAAGCUGGAGCGAAUGUGAGCUCGGUUCAUCUCUUUAUACACAUCGCGCAUUGUGCUGCUACCCCAUGAGGCAUCGCUGUUCCUAGGACUUUUGCGUCGUGUCCACGUUAGUAACACGCAACAUGCAAUCCUCUCUUCGCACAUGAACUAUUUCAUCUGUUCCCGGAAGUGACGCACGCGCACCACCCAUCCGAAGAAGCGCGAUAUCGUUCUAUGCUCACUACUUCUACCUUAACGGCCGAUUUACAUCUUAAGUGGCAACUCUUGUCCGCAGAAUCCUCGCGAUGGGACCUUUCAAUAUACUCUGAUGAUACCGUUAAGCGCGGGCCGUGGGCGAUCUCACACUGUUUGAGCUACAUGGGACUGCUCGUUAGUCCAGAUCGCUCGGAGACGGCAUAAUCAUCCAUCCUGCUGCUUGUUCACUCGAUUCCACAAGGGUGCGAUCGCGUGUGCCGCGUCUCCUCUUCUGACGGUGAUUUCUUCGGCUGCGCAGAUAUUGCCGAUCUCU
Messenger RNA from Dichomitus squalens LYAD-421 SS1, 1365 nucleotides. RefSeq lists its product as uncharacterized. The transcript is spliced from 3 exons. The record is from RefSeq and is a predicted model, not a curated record. The coding region runs from base 108 to 860 and encodes 250 amino acids. NCBI's taxonomy places the organism in Eukaryota, Fungi, Basidiomycota, Agaricomycetes, Polyporales, Polyporaceae.